Messenger RNA from Drosophila takahashii, 697 nucleotides. RefSeq names its product Orosomucoid 1-like (gene ORMDL). Gene Ontology annotation, cellular component: endoplasmic reticulum membrane. Lineage: Eukaryota; Metazoa; Arthropoda; Insecta; Diptera; Drosophilidae. Gene Ontology annotation, biological process: intracellular sphingolipid homeostasis; ceramide metabolic process; sphingolipid biosynthetic process. The record is from RefSeq and is a predicted model, not a curated record.
GUUUAGGUUUCCACGGUCACACUGAGAACAAAUGAAUUACUUUGUUUUUGUUACUAUACUUGCUAUACUUCUGUAACCAAAGGUGAAUAAUUCUGCCCCAUGACGUCCAUAGCAGGAGGACACGGCGAGGCGAAUCCUAACAGCUCCUGGCUUAGCGCCCGCGGAUUCUGGUUGGCCUACCUGUUGGGUCUGUUGUCGAUUCACCUGCUCUUCUUAUCAGUGCCCUUCGUAAGCAUUCCGUUGGCCUGGACGGCCACCAAUCUGCUCCACAAUGCGGCCCACCUGUACUUUCUGCACGUCAUCAAGGGCGCCCCGUGGCUGAGCACGGAGAACGACCCCAGCCGGCGGUGGACGCACUGGGAACAGAUCGACGACGGAGUGCAGAUGACCGCAACACGCAAGUUUCUCACCGCCGUUCCCAUUGUGCUAUUCCUACUUACUUGCCUGUACACCCGGAACAAUACAGAACACUUUAUAGCAAACUUUAUAUCGCUGGUGGUCGUCUCGCUUCCCAAGUUGCCGCAGUUUCACGGCGUGCGAUUAUUUAACAUUAACAAGUACUAGGAUAUGUGCCAUUGGAUUUAUUUUGUUUUAAAAAAAUGUAUAUAAUUCUUUUGACGGCACAUCACUAGUCAAAUUGUAAAUCAUGUAAAUAUUAAAAAAAAAAACUUAAUAAUAAAAAAUAUUAUACACAUCA